GCCUGCUCUAAACUCCAAUGCGAGGCCGGAGGACUGCUCUGUGCCCCGGCUGUCCCUCCCCUCCUCCCCCCUCUGAAUAAAAUCCAUGGCCCUCCCACAUUUCCUCUCUCGCCUGGCUCUCUUCUUUUUGAUUCUCGUCUCUUGGUCUUUUUGCUUCCAUAUCAUCUUCUUCAAAAACCUUUGAGCAGCGGUUUAGUCCAGCUGCAUCUACCACCACAUCGCAUAGCGUUUCAUAUCACGACGCCAACCUGACCACUGAUUCUUCUGUCACGCUGCAAUUGAAGCAUUGCAUUCCGAACAGAGCAGCCUCCGCUACCGCACCGCGCGCUGCCAUCCUCUCCCCGCUCCAACUUGACCGGAGCGUUUUCAAUUCACUUUUUGCAUCCAUUCUCCCCCUCUUACUCGGGUCCACGACUCGAACUCCUCGCCUAGCAUGCGUCUAACCGAGGAUUUCGACGACAGACAAAUUCAUUCUGAAGCCGAACAAGAACAGUACACCCCCUACCAGUACCAGGAAGAAAACAAUGGCUCCUGGGCCGGGGCACUGCCCGUGAAGCAGGGUCUCUACGACCCAUCUCUUGAAAAAGAUGCUUGUGGUGUCGGUUUCGCCUGUCACAUUAAGGGCAAGGCCAGUCACAAGAUUGUUAGCGAUGCUCGCAACUUGCUGUGCAACAUGACCCAUAGAGGAGCUGUCGGCUCCGAUGCCAGAGACGGCGACGGUGCUGGUGUCAUGACCUCUGUCCCUCAUAGAUUCUUCAUCAAGAACUUUGAAAAGGAGGAAAACAUUAAGCUCCCCCCUCUUGGUCAAUAUGCCGUUGGUAACUUGUUCUUCAAGCCUGACGAAGAGACUUUUGAGGAGUCCAAGAAGCAACUGGAAGAUGUUGCUGAUUCGUUGGGUAUGCGAGUUCUUGGCUGGCGUCGCCCUCCUGUGGACUCAAGCUUGCUCGGCCCUGCUGCCAAGUCUCGCGAGCCCAUCAUUGCACAGCCUUUUGUUGUACUCAAGUCAGUCUACGGCGCUGGCGUCGAGCCUGAAACGACCGACCCAGAGAAGUUUGACGACCGACUUUUCGAGCGACAGCUCUACGUCCUCCGCAAGCGCGCCACACACGCUAUUGGCUUACACAACUGGUUCUAUAUCUGCUCACUCUCCAACAAGAACAUCGUGUACAAGGGUCAACUGGCACCCAUCCAGGUUUACUCCUACUACCACGAUUUGGUCAACGCCGACUACGAGGCACACUUCGCCCUCGUCCACUCUCGAUUCUCUACAAACACUUUCCCUUCUUGGGAUCGUGCCCAGCCUUUGCGAUGGGCAGCCCACAACGGUGAAAUCAACACCUUGCGAGGCAACAAAAACUGGAUGCGUGCCAGAGAAGGCGUUAUGCAGUCCGAUGUUUUCCAAGACGAACUGGAAAUGAUGUACCCAGUCGUCGAAGAAGGAGGCUCUGACUCCGCCGCCUUUGACAACGUUCUUGAGUUGCUCACCAUUAACGGUGUCUUGUCUCUUCCAGAAGCCGUGAUGCUCAUGGUCCCUGAAGCCUGGCAAGGCAAUGAUCAAAUGGACCCCAAGAAGGCUGCCUUCUACGAAUGGGCUGCCUGCCAGAUGGAACCUUGGGACGGCCCCGCGCUGUUUACCUUUGCCGAUGGUCGAUACUGCGGUGCCAACCUGGAUCGUAACGGUCUUCGACCUUGCCGAUUCUACGUCAUGGAUGAUGACAGGAUUAUCUGCGCUUCUGAAGUCGGUACCAUCCCCGUUGAGCCAGAGUCCGUUAUUCAGAAGGGUCGUCUGCAACCUGGUCGCAUGCUUUUGGUCGACACCGUCGCUGGACGCAUCAUUGACGAUAAAGAACUCAAGGAAGCUGUCUCUAGCCGACAGGAUUUCCGCUCCUGGCUCGAUCGUGAGCUGCUUAGUAUGCCCACUGUCUUGUCCACACUUGAAGCCAAGUCCGAUCUCAGCCCCAAGCUGAACAGCACUCCUCUCCAGGAAGAUCCCUUGCUACUAGCUUUUGGCUACACUCAUGAGCAGGUGUCUCUCCUUCUGGCUCCUAUGGCCGCCGAUGAGAAGGAGGCUUUGGGAUCCAUGGGUAACGAUGGUCCUCUUGCAUGCCUUACACAGUCUCCUCGCCUUCUUUACGAUUACUUCCGUCAGCUCUUCGCCCAAGUCACGAACCCGCCGAUCGAUCCUAUCAGAGAAUCUAUUGUCAUGUCUCUUGAGUGUUACGUUGGACCACAGGGCAACCUGUUGGAAAUGGAUGCCUCCCAGUGUGGCCGUCUCCAUCUCCCUAGCCCUAUCUUGUCUAUUCCUGAGUUCAACGCCGUCAAGAACCUUGCCACCAUCAACGCUGAGUGGACUGUUAAGACCAUUGAUCUGACAUUCCCCAAGUCCGAGGGUGUACAUGGCUACAUUGCCCAACUCGAUGUUAUCUGCAAGGAGGCAACUGCCGCCAUCGAGGCCCGUGACCGUAUCAUUGUUCUCUCAGAUCGCGGCACCUCUGCUGAUCGUGUUGCUGUUUCUGCUGUUCUUGCAUCCGCUAUGGUUCACCAUCACUUGGUCGCAAACAAGUGGCGAUCCAUGGCUGCCAUCAUUGUUGAGACUGCUGAAGCUAGAGAAGUUCACCACAUGUGUGUUCUCCUCGGUUAUGGUGCUGAUGGUAUCAACCCUUACCUCGCUAUGGAGUGUAUCCUCAAGCUGAACCGCGAAGGCCUCAUCAAGAAGAAGCUUACCGACGAUGCUCUAAUUCACAACUACAAACACUCUUGUGAUGGUGGUAUUCUAAAGGUUAUGAGCAAGAUGGGUAUUUCCACCUUGGCUUCCUAUAAGGGUGCCCAAAUCUUCGAAGCUCUCGGUCUCGACGAGUCUGUCGUAGAACGCUGCUUCCGUGGUACUGCCUCUAGAAUCCAAGGUAUGACCUUUGAACAGAUUGCCGAAGAUGCAUUCCGCUUCCACGAACGUGGUUUCCCUUCGCGCUACACUGUGGGAAUCAAGGCCCUUCCCGAGUCUGGCGAGUACCACUGGCGUGACGGUGGUGAGCCCCAUCUCAACGACCCUACAUCUAUUGCCAACAUUCAAGAUGCUGUCCGUACCAAGAACGACAAGUCUUACGAGGCAUACUCUCGUUCUGAAUACGAGCAGAUUAAGCACUGCACCCUCCGCGGUUUGCUUGAUUUCAACUUCGACGACCGCACACCAGUUCCCAUUGACCAGGUUGAGCCUUGGACUGACAUUGUCCGCCGUUUCUGCACUGGCGCCAUGUCUUACGGUUCCAUCUCCAUGGAGUCUCACUCUACUCUUGCCGUUGCCAUGAACCGUCUUGGUGGCAAGUCAAACACUGGUGAGGGUGGUGAGGAUCCUGAGCGAUCUCAGCGACUUCCCAACGGUGAUACCAUGCGCUCCGCUAUUAAGCAGGUUGCCUCUGGUCGCUUUGGUGUCACAUCUGCUUACCUAGCUGAUUCUGACGAGCUUCAAAUUAAGAUGGCUCAGGGUGCCAAGCCCGGUGAGGGUGGUGAACUUCCCGGUCACAAGGUGUCCAAGUCUAUUGCUCGCACACGCCACUCCACCCCCGGUGUCGGUCUCAUCUCCCCUCCCCCUCACCACGACAUUUACUCCAUCGAAGAUUUGAAGCAGCUCAUCUACGAUCUUAAGUGCUCUAGCCCUAGAUCCAGAGUUUCCGUGAAGCUUGUUUCGGAAGUCGGUGUCGGUAUUGUCGCUUCUGGUGUCGCAAAGGCCAAGGCUGACCACAUCCUCAUUUCUGGUCACGAUGGUGGCACCGGUGCCUCUCGCUGGACUGGUAUCAAGUAUGCUGGUCUGCCUUGGGAAUUGGGUCUUGCUGAGACUCAUCAGACUCUUGUCUUGAACGACCUUCGUGGUCGUGUGGUCGUUCAGACUGAUGGUCAACUUAAGACUGGUCGCGACGUUGCGAUUGCCUGUCUGCUUGGUGCAGAAGAAUGGGGAUUUGCUACUGCCCCCUUGAUUGCCAUGGGUUGUAUCUUCAUGCGCAAGUGCCAUCUUAACACUUGUCCUGUUGGUAUUGCCACUCAGGACCCCGAGCUUCGCAAGAAGUUCACGGGCACGCCUGAGCAUGUCAUCAACUUCUUCUACUACAUCGCCAACGAGCUUCGUGCCAUCAUGGCCCAACUUGGCUUCCGUACCAUUAACGAAAUGGUUGGUCAUGUUGAGGUGCUUAAGAUGAGAGAUGAUCUCCGCACGAGCAAGACUGCCAACAUUGAUUUGUCGCUGCUGCUCACUCCAGCCCACAAGCUUCGCCCUGGCGUUGCCACGUUCAACGUGCGCAAACAGGAUCACAAGCUUCACGUCCGUCUUGACAACAAGCUCAUCUCCGAAGCUGAGUUGACGCUUGAUAAGGGUCUUCCCUCUAGAAUCGAAUGUGACAUUGUCAACACCGAUCGUGCCAUGGGAACAUCAUUGUCGUACCAGAUCUCCAAGAGAUAUGGUGAAGAUGGCCUCCCUAUGGAUACUGUUCAUGUGAACAUCAAGGGUUCGGCGGGCCAGUCUUUUGGUGCCUUCUUAGCUCCAGGUGUAACCCUGGAACUAGAAGGCGAUGCCAACGAUUAUGUCGGAAAGGGCCUGUCUGGUGGUAGACUCAUCAUCUACCCUCCCCGUUCUGCAGUCUUCAAGGCUGAAGAGAACGUCCUCAUCGGUAACGUCUGUCUCUACGGUGCUACCACUGGUACUUGCUUCUUCCGUGGUGUAGCUGCCGAGCGUUUUGCCGUCCGCAAUUCCGGCGCCACCGCUGUUGUGGAAGGUGUUGGAGACCACGGUUGCGAGUACAUGACUGGUGGUCGCAUCAUCAUCCUUGGAUCUACUGGUCGCAACUUCGCUGCCGGUAUGUCUGGUGGUAUUGCCUAUGUUUUGGACGUGAAUCGUGACUUUAUGGACAAGCUCAACACCGAAAUGGUUGAGGCUGGCCCUGUUGAGGACCCUACUGAAGUUGCUUUCCUCCGUGGCCUCAUUGAGGAUCAUCACCACUACACUGGCUCAGAGCUGGCAGCCCGCAUCUUGGUUGAUUUCAACCGUGCACUCCCUCGCUUCAUCAAGGUUCUCCCCGUUGAUUACAAGCGUGUCCUUGAAGAAGAAGCUGCAAAGGCUGCUGAGGCUAAGCGCGCCGAAUACAACCUGCCCGCUGUUUCUGGUGUCCCCCACAAGAAGUCUGAGAAGGUCGCCAAGCUUCAGGAUCUUGAGGAAGCCAUUGGCGACAAUGCUGCUGAGAAGAAGCGAGCUCUUGUUCUUGACAAGACCAAGGGCUUCAUGAAGUAUGCUCGCCGUUCUGAGAAGUACCGAUCUGCAGCAACCCGUACCAAGGAUUGGGCGGAACUCAGCACUCGCCUCAACGAGGACGAACUCAAAUACCAGUCUGCCCGCUGCAUGGACUGUGGUGUUCCUUUCUGCCAGUCCGAUACUGGAUGUCCUAUUUCCAACAUUAUUCCCAAGUGGAACGAAUUGGUUUUCCAGAACCAGUGGAAGGAUGCGCUGAACCGCCUGCUUAUGACCAACAACUUCCCUGAGUUUACCGGCCGUGUUUGCCCUGCUCCCUGUGAAGGUGCUUGCGUUCUGGGAAUCAACGAGGAUCCUGUUGGCAUUAAAUCUAUUGAAUGUGCCAUUAUUGAUCGCGGGUUUGAGAUGGGUUGGAUGGUACCACGUCCUCCUGAGGUUCGCACUGGCAAGAAAAUUGCCAUUAUUGGUUCUGGACCUGCUGGUCUCGCAUGUGCCGACCAACUCAACAGGGCUGGCCACAGCGUGACUGUGUAUGAGCGCGCUGAUCGUCUCGGUGGUCUCCUUAUGUACGGUAUCCCUAACAUGAAGCUUGACAAGCGCAUUGUUAAGCGCCGUACUGACUUCAUGGCCGCUGAAGGCAUCACUUUCAAGACUGGUGUUGCCGUUGGUGAAGAGGGCAACCCUACCCUGGUUGAACUCCGCGCUGACAAUGAUGCUGUGGUGAUUGCCACCGGUGCUACUGUUGCUCGUGAUCUCCCCAUCAAGGGUCGCGAGCUGGAGGGAGUUCACUUUGCCAUGGAAUUCCUGCACAAGAACACCAAGUCUCUUUUGGACUCUGAACUGGCCGAUAACAGCUACAUCAGUGCUAAGGACAAGCACGUUGUUGUCAUUGGUGGUGGUGAUACCGGAAACGACUGCAUUGGUACAUCCGUCCGCCACGGUGCCAAGUCGGUUACCAACUUCGAACUGCUUCCUCAGCCUCCUCCUGAGCGCGCUCGUGACAACCCUUGGCCUCAGUGGCCCCGAAUUUACCGUGUUGACUACGGCCAUACCGAGGUUCGCCAGCACACUGGAAAGGAUCCUCGAGAGUACUGCAUUAUGUCCGAGUCAUUUGAGGAUGACGGCUCUGGCAAGGUGAAGGGCAUCAACACCAUCCGCGUUGAGUGGAACAAGAACCCCAGCGGAGGAUGGGACAUGAAGAAGGUUGAGGGAUCUCAGCAAUUCUUCCCUGCCGACCUGGUUCUACUGGCCAUGGGCUUCUUGGGCCCCGAGUCUCGCGUUUUGGGCGAGGAGAUUGAGAAGGAUGCACGCAAGAAUGUCAAGACGGCUGCUGGCAAGUACAGCACUAACCUGGAUGGCGUCUUCGCCGCUGGAGAUGCUCGCCGCGGACAGUCACUCAUUGUUUGGGGCAUCAACGAGGGCCGUAUGGCGGCUCGCGAGAUUGAUCUAUAUCUUGAACAGUGCACCAACUUGCCCGUUACCGGCGGUAUUGUCAAGCGCAAGGCCACUGAGAUUCUUGGUCAGAUCGCUGCCAAGGCAAACUAAAAAAACAAAUCACCUACAAAAAAGAUUAAAAAAGGGUGUCCCAAAAUGCCAUUCCCAAGAGCGGAUUGGUUUUUAUUUCUCUAUGUGGACUGAAGGACCAUGUUGCUCUUGAUACCCAGACGCUUGAGAUGUAUGGAGCAUUGAUUUAUCUGCACGUUUUGUAUUUUUUUUUGGCAUAGUUCACCUGGUUGUUUUUAUAUUUAUUUUCCUACUUAUUUAGGCUAUGAUUGAAUACAAAUUUUUAGUAAACAAAUAGCACAAUUGAGUUCAUCUGAUGUUUCCUUCGCCCAUUGUCUCGUGAUGUUGCUUGUUAGUGUUGUUUAUGGCGACGGUGUCUCAGUUGCAUCGCAACCAAUCAGGCAAUAAGUGGGUAGCUGCCUGUGGUCGCUGCGAGGCCCUGAAAAAAAAACACCGCAAGCAGAUGGGGCGCCACUGAAAACAACCGCUAGCGA
This is a messenger RNA of [Torrubiella] hemipterigena, 7230 nucleotides long. The record is from the annotation of a GenBank genome assembly. NCBI's taxonomy places the organism in Eukaryota, Fungi, Ascomycota, Sordariomycetes, Hypocreales, Clavicipitaceae.